Ostrinia nubilalis (European corn borer) is the source of this 827-nucleotide messenger RNA. Its product is annotated as homeobox protein MOX-2-like. Gene Ontology annotation, biological process: positive regulation of transcription by RNA polymerase II. Bases 217 to 777 code for a protein of 186 amino acids. Lineage: Eukaryota; Metazoa; Arthropoda; Insecta; Lepidoptera; Crambidae. Gene Ontology annotation, molecular function: RNA polymerase II cis-regulatory region sequence-specific DNA binding; DNA-binding transcription factor activity, RNA polymerase II-specific. The transcript has 3 exons. Gene Ontology annotation, cellular component: nucleus. The record is from RefSeq and is a predicted model, not a curated record.
CUGAAACAGUCCCGUUGCAGUUAGUGAAGAAAUUUGAAAGUCAAAAAAAUCUAAAUAGUGUUUAACUUUAUUGUGUUUGUAGUCGGUACUAAUUACGACAUCGAGUGAUUUUUGAACCGUAACUAAAAUUUGAAAAUUAUUUUUAAAUGGCGCAAAGAAUUGAAAAAUUAUUUGAUACAAUCGAAUAAAUGAAAUUUUUAAAAAAUCCUACAAAUAAUGGAGUUCAUAAAACCAGACUUCAUGCCCAAUGAUUCGACUGAUACUCAGGAAUUAACUUACUUCGACAUCCCGUGCCAUGAAGAAGUGGUUCAAGAUGUCUUCCACCCAAGCUAUUUGCCGAUGUUCUACGACUACCGCCAGCUGGAAAGGCACAUGUUUGACGGUCCCAGCGAUGGGAAUCAGUGGGAUUGGGCUGAGUGGAACGAGCGGCAAGUUUUGGUAAAGGUGGAGACGGAUUUUGACGCUGGAGGUGCGUCUUCCAGCUUCAGUGAGGAAGAAGUUCGCUCGCCUGGCAGCAGCCGCAAGGAAAGAACAGCGUUCAGCAAAGCUCAAAUACGAAGUCUAGAGGAGGAGUUUGCGAGAGCCAACUACCUGACCAGGCUGCGGCGGUAUGAGAUCGCUGUCGCCCUAAAUCUUACCGAACGACAGGUGAAAGUGUGGUUCCAGAACAGGCGUAUGAAGUGGAAACGCACCAAGGGAGCCGUGAAGUACAGCAAGAAGAAAGAGACCGAGUCUGAUACCGCCCAAGCAACGUGUAUGCCAGCCAUGACGCAUUGAGAUAAUUUCGUCUAAUGGAUAAAGUAUUACUGUCUUAAUAAUAUUAAUCG